Messenger RNA from Echinostoma caproni, 363 nucleotides. Lineage: Eukaryota; Metazoa; Platyhelminthes; Trematoda; Plagiorchiida; Echinostomatidae. The record is from the annotation of a GenBank genome assembly.
AUGUCACACAAUUCUUCUGGUCCGCCACUAACCCCAUUGGCUGCUCUUAAUCGCUUGCCGGGUUGGUUGGGCACUCUGGUUAUCAGUCCGGAUGGUUCCGUUCUACAAUCAGCCGGAGACUUGGUCAGUAAUCAUGGGGCCGCUCAACGUUUCGCCGCGAUGGCCAAUCGAAUCGGUCGUUUGAUGAAUCUAGAAAGUCAUAGACAAACUACAGAAUUUAAACGUCUCACGAUCCACUUUGACCAUUGCUGCUACAUUAUGACCUGUGUUGGGGACACCAUCUACGUGGUAAAACGACUUCCGGACGAGACUGAUCUAACCCUGAAGUCCGGCAUUCCUUCUUCAGAUGGUGUACCGCAAUAA